GUUAGGUCCAGUAGUAUUAUUCUCCCUGAAAGUCAAAGCUGAUUGCUCUGGCGGCAAGUUGAAGGUCUUAACCGAUAUCGUAAUAGCUGGCCUUCUAAAAAUAUCUAUUAAAGCAGAAUUCAGACCCUGUGGAGUGGAAGUUAGGAGCGCUACCUGCAAUUCUCCGUUUGAAGGGAAAUUUAUGCUGUCACUGCAGGCUGGAGGACCCUCUGGAGUUACGAUCGAGCAAGUUUUUAAGGAUGGACUUCAGCAAGGUGCGUUUGGCGAUGAUAUAAGAGCAGAUAACACAGUCUACACUCUCGAGUUUCAAGGAGUUGAUAUAAAAAAAACGCCCAAACCUGGAGAGUGCGAAAGAGUCUGCUGUGAUGGAGCAGGCGGGGAAAUGCUUGUAAAUGUAACAUGCACUCCUGCAGACAAAUGUACGGGUAUUGACCUUUCAGACAGGAAAGAUGACGGAUAUUGUCUAGGGGA
Messenger RNA from Stylophora pistillata, 471 nucleotides. RefSeq lists its product as uncharacterized. The record is from RefSeq and is a predicted model, not a curated record. NCBI's taxonomy places the organism in Eukaryota, Metazoa, Cnidaria, Anthozoa, Scleractinia, Pocilloporidae.